AUGCGUCAACGCUACAGAUCACCCAUUUUUAAUGGCUACGAAACUGCAACUCGAGAUAGGUGUAGUGGAAACCACAGGUACCCCAACGAUAACUCUAGCGACAACAAGGUCCCUGCAGCUAUAAAAGAAGUAAGCUGUUUAAGAAGGGCCACGUGCGGGGACGAAUACGUUGGCGAAACGGAACAUCUAUGUACGCAUAGCACGCAGAAACAUAACGGAAAAGAUUUUGAAGUAAAGGUUACGAUCCUCGUGCAAGAAUCGAGAACACAAGCGUGCAAAACUCUAGAGACAUUCUGGAUUAAUUCCAAGCAUCCGAAAAUGAACCACAUGGAGGAAUGCCUCAUUAUCACGCGUGAUAUUGGACAGUAUAUAAACCUGUUAUUCUGA
Messenger RNA from Angiostrongylus costaricensis, 387 nucleotides. NCBI's taxonomy places the organism in Eukaryota, Metazoa, Nematoda, Chromadorea, Rhabditida, Metastrongylidae. The record is from the annotation of a GenBank genome assembly.